AUGUCCGCGGACCUGGUCAAACCAGAGUUUGAGAAACACACAGAUUACCUACAUCUCCAGCACAUCGGCAUGUCAAACCGUGUACACCCAGUCGUGAGGGCCGGGCAGGAGGGGCGUGGGCAACAGGAGGGGCAGGACAGGAAGACUUACAGCGGCUUCGACAACAAGGCAUUCUCAGACCUGGACAGUGGUGACCUGAACAAUCGUUCCGGUCCCUGCACUAAGAGUGGAAAAGACGAUAGAGAUUUAGCCUGUGGAUACGGACCAUUGAAAUGUUCCAAGCGUUUCACCAAGAUACAGUUUUAUGUAGUAUGGAUGUGCUUGAUUGGGUUCGUAGAGGGCGCUGCUGUCAACGGCAUCGUGAAUAUUAUCUUAACUACCUUGGAGAAACGCUUUAACCUCUCGAGCUCCCAAGCUGGCUUAAUCGUCAGCUCAACGGACAUUGGCGCCAUCAUCUUUGUCCUCCUCGUCAGUUACCUGGGGUCAAAAGGUCAUCGCCCUCGCUGGUUGGGUGGGGGCACCCUGGUGAUGAUGUUCGGGUCGUUGAUUUUUAUCAUCCCUCAUAUCUUCGGAGAUACAUACGACAUUUCAUCUAUAGAGGCUGGCGGAAAUGGCACGGCUAUAUGUGAUCCCAAUAGCCCCGACCCAUGCGCAACACAGACUUCCGGUGAAACAUCUGGCUUCCUGUACAUUUUCAUGUUAGCCCAGUUUGUACAUGGUAUUGGCUUCACGCCAUUCUUCACCCUUGGAACAGCGUAUGUUGACGACAACGCCAAAACUGAAUCUACAGCCAUCUACCUUGGUAUGAUCUACGCCGUCACUGCACUGGGUGUGGCCGCAGGGUUUAUCGGCGGGGGACAGUUCCUUAAUCUGUGGAUAGACUUUAACAGAGUGGACAAAACGGUGUACGAGGGGUUUACCCCUAUGGACUCUGUCUGGAUUGGUGCAUGGUGGGUGGGUUUCAUCAUCACUGCGAUCCUGUUCUUCCUGUUCGCACUUCCGGUACUAGGAUACCCGAUUAACCUUCCAGGAACCGAACACAUCCGAGAGGCAAGAAUAACAGAAAAAGAUCGAGCCCGGCUAGAGGCUGCAAAGAAUGACCAACGGUCACUUUUGCAGAAGAUCAAGGAUUUUCCAAAGGCAAUCUUGGUCCUCCUGAAAAAUCCAAGUUACAUUUGCAUGGUUCUGGGUGCAUGUGCAGAAACGUUAAUAAUUGGAGGGCUUUCAGCUUUUGCACCAAAAAUUCUCGAGGAAAAGUUCGACAUAAGUCCAGCCUCUGCUGGCAUCAUCAUGGGAGGUGUGACGAUCGGAGGGGGAGCUGGUGGUAUGAUCCUCGGGGGAAUUCUCAUCAAAUGUUUUAAGUUGGAGGCAAAAGGCAUGCUGAGAUUGUGUGUACUUUUAUCCGUGCUGGCUUCAGCGGUGGGAGGGGGAGUUUUUAUCAACUGCCCUGAAUUCCAAUUCGCCGGACUUAAUCAGCCAUAUUAUCCCGGAGGGGAGAUAAAUCCGACUAACAACCUGGAGUCGUCGUGUAACGCUAACUGUGGCUGUCGGGAGUACACGUACGAGCCGAUCUGUGGGGCGGACGGAGUGACGUAUUUCACCCCCUGUCACGCCGGCUGUAACGACAACUACACUGUGGACGGAUUCCUUAAGACAUUUGCUUUUUGCGAGUGUAUCAAUGAUCGGCUGAACUCCACUGGUGUGACCCUUGACCCCUCCGCCAAGUCUGGAGAGUGUGGACAAACAUGUGACCUAAUGUACGCCUUCAUAAUCCUCCUCCUUAUCGGUAUGCUGUUGACACUUACCACAGUCACUCCGGCCUCUAUAGCCAUCCUAAGAUGUGUCCCCGAUGAACACAGAGCAUUAGGUCUAGGGCUCCAGUGGGUUGCACUCCGUUUGCUGGGUACAAUACCCGGGCCUGUACUAACAGGGUUUGUGAUAGACUCGUCAUGCGCACUUUGGCAGGAUUUAUGUGGAGCCAAGGGUUCUUGUUAUGUGUACGACAGAUACGAGAUGGGAUGGCGUCUAUUCCUGUGGUGGAUUGCAGUCAAGCUGUUUAGUGCCGUCGCUUUCUUCAUUGCCAGCGUCAUGUACAACAACAAAAAUGUUUCCUCAGAAAAAGAAAUCAAAUUGGAAUAUAACAAUGGGUAUCAGUCAAGUGCCGACGGGAAGACAACAAACAACGGCGUAGAACGCGACACACAUAAUGGGACAACGAAUGGAAAUCCAGAUAGGAAGGACACUAUAACCCACUUAUAAUUCAUGGUAUUAUGUAAAGAUGUUUAAAUACACAACUUUUAAAGUCUUAAAAGCAAAUAAACAGUAAAACAUAUUAAAACCCGUAGAAACCAUACGUGGUUGGUGUGUAACUCAGAAAAGCCGAUAUUAUUGUUUAAAAGCCAACCCUACAGAUAACAGCUUCUAUAACUGAUAAUCACACCGCUUCAAUUGGAAAGAACAAUCUCUUCGAUUUGAAUCACGCCCAGGAAGGAAUGAUGUGAUGUCAUUCCAAACGCGUUUGGAAACAUGCCAAAUAUUGAAUAUACAUGUAUCGCAUUGUACGAUUGGAAUUACGCCCUAGAAGGAAGUUAGUCACGUAUACUGCCUACGGGAAGAAUGGCAACCUCUAGAGAUGAAGCUAUAUCGUCUAUUGUUAGAACCACGCCCUCGUCCAAUUCUAAACAAUGAAGGCACAUCUUCUAGGGAUGACGCUAUAUCGUCUAUUGUUAGAACCACGCCCUCCAAUUCUAAACAAUGAAAGCACAUCCUCUAGGGAUGAAACUAUAUCGUCUAGUUAGAACCACGCCCUCCAAUUCUAAACAAUGAAGGCACGUCCUCUAGGGAUGAAGCUACAUCGUCUAUUGUUAGAACCACGCCCUCCAAUUCUAAACAAUGAAAACACGUCCUCUAGGUAUGAAGCUAUAUCGUCUAUUGUUAGAACCACGCCCUCCAAUUCUAAACAAUGAAAGCACAUCCUCUAGGGAUGAAGCGAUAUCGUCUAUUGUUAGAACCACGCCCUCCAAUUCUAAAUAAUGAAGGCACAUCCUCUAGGGUUGAAUUCAAGUCCUAAAAAUAAUGAGCUCACACACUUUUGAGCUGGAAACUCGCCCUUUCAUGAAUGGAGCUACAUUCUGAAGAAUUCCAUACGUGCCUCCUACGUAAUAAAAUUGAUUCAUCUUGGGUUUGAAACACGCCCUCGAUGGAAUGAAAUCACACUAUCUAGAGAUGAAAUCACGACCUCUAAGGAAUAAUAUCAAAUCUGCUAGUUAUGGAAUCCUGUCCUUUAAGUAAUGAAGCCACGCCCUCGAUGCUUGCAAUAUAUAUCAUUUAAAACUGGACGUCAAGUGAUUCAUGUUUGGCAGAAAAAUAUGUGAAUACUUAUCAUAUUUAUAUAAAACAGUGCUUAUAUCUGGUGGAGAUAUGGCCUCUUUCGGAACCGUCCGUAGGAUUAAUGAUUUGAGGACUAUUCCCAUUAAACUGUACUAUUUAACGUUAGUAUCUGGAUGAAUAGAAAUUAGACACAAAACUGAAGGAUACAAACAGUAGAUAUUAACGAUACAAAUAAGCUACGGUUACAAUACUAGCAGGAGCUGGUUAUAAUCUUUUAUCUAACAUGCAACUCUUAUUGAAAAGCAAAUGCUAAGAGUUGCAUUUUGUGUUCAGAGGAUAUCAUAAUCAUAUAAAACAUUAUCUUUUUUGUCAUGACAUCAUUCCGAACCGUGAUUUUAUUUAACAGUAAGAUUGUCAAUUUUUUUUAUUUAUAAUAAAUACAUGAAUAUUUAAUAAUAUAUAUA
This is a messenger RNA of Mizuhopecten yessoensis (Yesso scallop), 3794 nucleotides long. Its product is annotated as solute carrier organic anion transporter family member 4A1-like. Gene Ontology annotation, cellular component: membrane. The record is from RefSeq and is a predicted model, not a curated record. Gene Ontology annotation, molecular function: protein binding. The coding region runs from base 1 to 2259 and encodes 752 amino acids. NCBI's taxonomy places the organism in Eukaryota, Metazoa, Mollusca, Bivalvia, Pectinida, Pectinidae. The transcript has 14 exons. Gene Ontology annotation, biological process: sodium-independent organic anion transport; transmembrane transport.